Eublepharis macularius is the source of this 2627-nucleotide messenger RNA. It is a transcript of the gene SEC22C, whose product is annotated as SEC22 homolog C, vesicle trafficking protein. NCBI's taxonomy places the organism in Eukaryota, Metazoa, Chordata, Lepidosauria, Squamata, Eublepharidae. Bases 200 to 1111 code for a protein of 303 amino acids. The record is from RefSeq and is a predicted model, not a curated record. The transcript has 8 exons. Gene Ontology annotation, biological process: endoplasmic reticulum to Golgi vesicle-mediated transport.
UUUGUUGUGGCGCAGGCCGCUUCCUCCGUCGCCUGCCCGGUCGCUGCGACGGCGAGGCCCGCAGGAGAGCCCGGAGGAGGAGAUCUCCCGGCGCCGCCUGGAGGUUGGAAACUUUAGAAUGAGCAGCCCUGGAGGGACCAAUAGGGUGGCCAGCUGGUCUGGAGAAAUAAGGCGGUCCCCAUGAGUUCUCCUGUGGAGGAUGUCCAUGAUCCUCUUUGCCUGCGUGGUGCGGGUGAGGGAUGGGCUUCCGCUCUCUGCCUCCACGGACUUCCACCUAGAUCAGGACUUCUUGGAAUGCCGGAAGAAACUCAAGGCCUUGUCCUCAAUGCUGAUGCGCUAUCCAGAUCGGGGAACAGCCAAAGAACGUGAUCUCAGCAUACACUUCCAUUCUUCCGGCGAAAUUGCCUGCAUGGGCAUUUGUGCGAGUAGCUACCCAGCCGUCAUGGCGUUCUGCUUUCUGGACGAGCUCCAGUGGGAAUUUGCCACUUCCUACGACGCAACAAGCGUAGGGCUGGCUUCCAGGCCCUACGCUUUCCUGGAAUUCGAUAACGUCAUUCAGAAAGUCAAAAGCCGCUUCAAUUACGCCAACUGUGCUCCGAUGAAGCUCAACUUGGAAAAAAUCCAGGAAGAGCUCCGUGUGCGUCCUCCCGCACAGGUAAAGCUGGAAGAGGCAGAGCUGAUGAAUGGGAUGGUGAAUGGACACGCAGAGCUCCCCGUGGAGUCUGCCUCUGCUUACAGGAUGCAACCCGUGUCCGCUGUGGGCAUCUUGUCUCUCGUCCUCAACAUCAUGUGUGGGGCUCUGAAUCUCAUUCGAGGCGUUCACCUCGCCGAAUAUUCGUUCCAGGAGGAUCGCCAAGGAAUUGGAAAUAUAAUAGCAUUUCUCACACCUUUUGUAGCUUGCUUCUUGUUGUGCUACCUUUACCUGUUCUACAGUUCGGCGAGGAGGGUCAAGGUCUUUGUGCUUUUCGUCACCAUCUGUCUAUGCAACAUCUACCUGUACGGAUUAAGGAACGUCUGGCAAAUCCUUUUCCACAUAGGGGUGGCGUCUCUUUCUUCGCAUCAGAUACUCACGCGGCAAGUCGUGGAGAAGCAGCCGGACUGCGGAGUAUGAAAACGGCUACGGAAUUCCUGUUGCGGUUUUUAAAAACCUGGGGGCGGGAGUGAUUUUUAAUGCUGCUUGGCAGCAGCCUACACUGCAGGGCGGGAUUUUUUUUUAAAGCCAUGAUUCAUUCUCUCUCUCGAGAGUGGGUUUUAUAGCAUAAAUUGGUCAUAAUUUCGCAGGGCGGAAAGGGAACGGAAGGUGGAUCCUCAGCACACCAAUGCGCUACAGAUUAAUGCGUGUAGAUGGGAGGAUGCUCUGAAACUAAGCUGAUCUGGGCCUACUAAGGGACUCCGCAAGGUGACCUCUUGGCUUCUAAAAGGAGUGAAUCAUCUGUCCCAGAAAGUGAAGAGUAAGUUAAAAAGAACCAGCGCUUCUGGAUGACACACAUGCAGCAAGCGUCAGUGCGAUUUAGGGGAAGACAAAAGGAAACCUCACAGUGACAGCUGUUGAUGCGUGAGCUCAGCAGAUGGGUGCUGAUUUGGUCAAACUUGUACUAGCGCCUAAGGACAUCGAACUGAAGGGGCUUGUCUUACUAGCUCUCCACGUCGCACAGUCCUAAGAACCGAAGUCUGUAGAAGUUGGGUGCUUCUUUGCACAAAAACAUCUACGUUAUCCCUUUGUAAGGACUAUGUCACGUUUACUGCUCCUGUCUGCCGUCUGCAGGGCUUACACAGAGUCCAUCCAGGACCAUCCAGUGCACGUUGUGUGGAAUAGCAAAGCACUUUUUAGAUUGUGCCGCUUCAGGCCGCAGUUAAGGGGUGGUGUAUUUGAAUCCCUUUUCCAUCGAAAGCACCCAUGUAGGUAGAAAGCUAGCACCUGAGGGGAAAGGUUAGCUCUCUCCUUAGUUUGCCUUUUUUUCUUUUUUAGGUGGGAGACUUUCAAACGAGUGGAUCCCCCUUUCUGCUGGCCGAAGUAGUACGGUCAGGCAGGGUUUGUGCCAUGCCACUUCUGCUCAUGGAGCCAGUUGGUUCUUAGACCCGUUAACAGUAGCAUCUCUAACCAGCUGAGACGCUUCUGGUUUUGAUACGUGUGUUUGCAACAAAGCCAGAUUGAAAUGGUAGGUCAUUACGGUGACCAAGGUAGAGGUGAUAAGUGUCCGAUUCAGACGUUCUUGAAUGCUGAGGCCCGGUUUGCAUGCCUCAUGCCUAUUAGGAAUGGAGGAGUUGUGGCCACGUUCUAGGCGCAAGGCCAAGAGAGCAGCCCCCUGACGAGCUACAAAGGUGGGAGACGUCUCCUAGGGUGCACCCUGGUGAGAGUUUCCAGGACGCCUUAUUCAGUGCUCAGCCCUGUGCUACGUGUACACAUGGAUAGAAGUCCUUGGAGGCUGAACAUGGCGAUGGAGAGCUCUGUACGGGUGGAGCUUCAGGAGGGAGGUGGCUUUCAGCCUACGAUACACCUUUCCCCUAGGCACGUCACCCUGAGGUUUCAGUCAGGUGAUGGAGGAAGUGUCGUGGACACUGCAAGGAUCAGAUACCCCAGCUGAGCACAUUUGAUCUCCAUAAAGGCAUUCCUCCAGUUCAAGUCA